Molecule: messenger RNA, 786 nt
Organism: Suillus subaureus
Lineage: Eukaryota; Fungi; Basidiomycota; Agaricomycetes; Boletales; Suillaceae
Exons: 3
Coding region: 1-786 (261 amino acids)
Source: RefSeq, a predicted model, not a curated record
AUGCAGAUUGAUGUUGCAAGAUAUAGCAAAUUAAUCUCCCUGAAGGACACCAGGCAUAAUGAAGAGAGAGAGGAGAAGUUGCUUGAGAUACCUGCCACAAUUCUUGAUGCAUCUGGUGGCAUCAUCACAUGGUAUAUCCCAGAUGCCCUGACUGAUGCCACCCAGAAGGAAAUUUGGGUGGCCUCUGAUUUGCUCACUCCAAUCCUUGAAAAAAGUGUCAAGCUUGACAGUAAUUGGCAAACUAAUCAAGAGUGGUUCAAACCAAGCUCAGAAAAUGAUGUCUUAACUCCCAGAUGCAUCAAUUUGUCUCCAGCAUGGUUUCAACAGGGGCAUGAGAAUCAGUCGGAUCUGGAGGUAUCUGCAUCAUUGAAGGGGGCAUCCUCCAAGAAGAUCCUCAAAGCCAUUGUGAGGCCAGCAGCCAUUGCAACAAUGGCACUCAGGGUGAUGCAUCCUGAGCAGUACUGGGCAUCCAUGUUUAACAGCCUGUCUGUCAUUUCCAAUCAGGAAACCCCCAAUCAUCAAGACCAUUUAUCUAUUCCUGAAUGUUUCGACAUUCUCACUACUGUGGGGAACUAUUCUAAUGCUCGGAUGAGCAUGCCAAGUCUUCAGCUGGAGUUCAGGUAUGAUCCAGGUUGCAUGAUCGUGUUUUCCAGAAGGAUCAUGAGACAUGGGGUUCAUGCAGUGGAAGGGGAUCAGAUUACUUGGGCAUGGUAUAUGAGGGAUUCCAUUCAUGUUUAUGCUGGGGUUCCAUUGUGUGGAUGGGCUAGGGUGGAUUACAAACAGUGA